UUAGUUCCUUCGAAGAGCCUAGUAAAAAGUGUAAAACCCUAAAAAGCCACUGCUGCCCUGCCGUAUUGCAAGUAUUCUGAUUCUGGACUCCGACAAUGGCGGAAGGAGACGAGAUGGCGAAAUCGUCGCUUCCUUUACUUGAAAUGUGUGAGAUUUUGGACAGGAAAGCGGCGGCACUGGUUACGAUGGUUGACGCCGUGGCUGCGUUGUCUUGUGAGGCAGCGAGAGCCGACGUGACGCCGUUUGAUACGGUUGAUGGAUUCGUGUACAAGGAAGGGGCUGGGGUUGCGAGGGGUAUGAAGGGUCUUCUUAACGGGUCGAAGCGGGUUGGGAAAGUAAAGAGCGAUGCUAUGGCGGAGAUUCCUAAUGUUCAUGGGAGAUUGAGGGAAGUGGCGAAGUCGGUGCACUCGAUUGCAAAGGUGGAGUUGAAUUCAUCUGGAGAAAUGAAAAUUGAUGGGUUGGCGAAAGUUGUAGCGAUGACUGUGGAGGCAUUGGCCCUCGCCCUUCUGGUUGUAGGAGAGAAUGGUUUUCUUCGUGCAAAAUUGAAUUUGGAUUCCGUUGGCGAUACUAGCUUACGUAAGGGUUUACUGGACUUGUUUCAGAAGGGAUGCCCAACUGAGAAAUGUUUAAGCAAUGGCUACACGAUGGCUUUAAACCUUAUCUUCCAGAAGGAUUAUGCGAGGUUUGUGCAUGAAGUUAACGAGUUGUUGGGAAUUGUCUCGAAAAUUAUGGUGUGGGAGGCAGUGACCGCGUUUGUGGCUCUUGAAGGUGGUCAGUUAAACAGUACAAAAGCUGGUGUUGAGGCAAAUGGAGGGGAUGUGAAGGUGGAUAUCAAGGCUCAGAAGAAGAAGGUGGUUUUGGGGAAAGGGACUCGUGCUAUAGUGGAGUUGAUUAAUGAGAGGUUGAAUGGUGAAAGAGAGGGUUAUUGUGAUGAUACAGGGUCAAUUGAGAAAUUGGUUGAGGGUCUUGUAUUGAUUUUUGACCUGAGAGAUCCAGAAUUUGAUGGAUUCUGGAAGACGGUGAAAGACAUUGUUGAAAGCAAUGAAACUAGGAGGCUCCCGAAAUUACCUAAGGGCACUAGAGAUUUUUCAAAAGAACAGAUGGUGGUACGAGAGAAAGCAUUUUCAAUUAUUACAGAGGUAUUCAAGAGGCAUGGUGCUGUGGCCCUUGAUACUCCUGUAUUUGAAUUGAGAGAGACUCUUACAGGGAAAUAUGGAGAAGAUUCAAAGUUGAUCUACGAUCUUGCUGACCAGGGUGGGGAGCUGUGUUCUUUGCGAUAUGACUUAACUGUCCCAUUUGCCAGGUAUGUGGCUAUGAAUGGUAUCACAUCCUUUAAACGCUACCAAAUUGCUAAAGUGUACAGAAGGGAUAACCCAGCCAAAGGAAGAUACCGUGAAUUCUAUCAAUGCGACUUUGACAUUGCUGGCCAGUAUGACAAAAUGGGGCCAGACUUCGAGGUCAUUAAAAUAUUGACAGAGCUGCUCGAUGAACUAGAUAUUGGGGACUAUGAGAUAAAAUUGAAUCAUCGAAUGUUGUUGGACGCAAUGUUGGAAAUAUGUGGAGUCCCACCUGAAAAAUUUAGAACUAUCUGUUCAAGUGUUGACAAGCUUGACAAGCAACCAUUUGAACAGAUCAAAAAAGAGAUGGUGGAGGAGAAAGGAUUGAGUGUUGAGAUAGCAGACAAAAUUGGUACCUUUGUGAAGUUCAGAGGACGCCCCAUGGAAUUACUGGCAAAGCUUGGAGAAGAGGGAAGCGAAUUUCUAGAAAAUAGCUCUUCUGUUUCUGCAAUGAAAGACUUGGAUAACUUGUUUAAAUCUCUAGAAAGCUGCAAGUGUAUCGACAAAGUGACUUUUGAUCUGAGUCUUGCUCGAGGUCUAGAUUAUUAUACUGGAGUCGUUUAUGAAGUUGUGUUUAAAGGGGCCACACAGGUUGGUUCAAUUGCUGCUGGUGGUCGUUAUGACAAUCUCAUUGGAAUGUAUGGAACAAAACAGAUUCCAGCGGUUGGGCUGAGUCUCGGAAUAGAACGAGUGUUUGCUAUAAUGGAGCAGCGUCAGAAAGACGAGAACCAGACAAUCCGAGCCACUGACACUCAAGUUCAAGUGAGUGUUUUGGGGAGCGAAGACUACUGCAUUUUGGCCAGAGAGCUGGUUAAUGAGAUUUGGAAUGCCAAGUUGAAGGCAGAGUACAUGGUCAAUAAAAGAAUGAUGAACCACAUCAAGCGUGCCGUUGACUCGGGAAUCCCAUAUAUGGUUCUUGUGGGUGAGCAGGAGCUGAAAGAUGGAGUCGUAAAGUUGAAGAAUAUCAAGACCAGUGAUGAAUGUACUGUCCCCAGAAACAGAAUGGUUGAGGAACUUAGAACACGGUUGAACUAGAAGAAGUUGCCAUGAUAUUGAUUUUGGGGAACCUCAGUAUGUUUUCUGGGGCUUGGAUUCACUAUUUGACAUCAAUAUAUAAAGGUUGAAUAUUGAUAGGCACAUAUUUUGCUCUAUAGAAUGUUGUAUUGGUAAUUAUAGAUAUGUUCUCACGAUAGUAGAUGAUUACAAAUAGAACUACAUCAACAUAUGUUUA
Molecule: messenger RNA, 2568 nt
Organism: Tripterygium wilfordii
Lineage: Eukaryota; Viridiplantae; Streptophyta; Magnoliopsida; Celastrales; Celastraceae
Product: histidine--tRNA ligase, cytoplasmic-like
Exons: 7
Coding region: 96-2372 (758 amino acids)
Biological process (GO): mitochondrial translation; histidyl-tRNA aminoacylation
Cellular component (GO): mitochondrion
Molecular function (GO): ATP binding; histidine-tRNA ligase activity
Source: RefSeq, a predicted model, not a curated record